ACUUCUCACCUUCGUGUAAAUUUACAUGUAGACUUCUACAAACAGAGACACUUUACCAACCCUCUCAUAAAAACCCCAUAAAGAUCCGUUAAAAUCAAGGGCAUAGAGCAAAGCAAAGUCAACAAACAAAGCCAAAAUCUCCGAUUGAAGCCAUGGAUGAAAAGGUAGAUUGGUCUGAACUACCCAUAGAGCUGUGGCCCAAGAUUGGAAAAUCUCUUGACAAAAAUAUAGAUAUUCUCAAAUUUCGCAGUGUGUGUGAAUCAUGUCGAUCUUCCAUCCCUCCCUCUCUUCCAAAUUCUCCUUCUUUUCCCAUGCAAAUACCUCACCCCACCAACCACUCCACAGAGACUUUCCUUUACCAAGCCACCAUCUAUGUUAUUGAACCGAGUGAUGGAACCUCCAACUCUAAAUUGGAACUUUUGGCACCUUCUUCAAAAGGGUGGUUGAUUAAGGUUGAAGAAUCUGAAAACCGUCCCUUGAGUUUGCUUAGUCCAAUCUCUGACCACAAAAUCGCGCACCCUCUUGGAGCUUCUCCCAUGUUGUGGAACAUGUUGGAGUACCGUAUCAUUGAGCUAUGCAAAUCAUAUACCAUUCAAAACACAGGGCGUUUAUCUACCACUGUGAGUAAAGUUGUGUUUUUUCCUAACUCUCCUUGGAUUAAGGUUGAGGAUUCUGAGGCAUGUUGUGUCUUCAUGGAGGGUAAAUUGGGGUUUAUGAAACACGGGGGUGAGAAAUGGACUCUUGUGGAUGACAAAAACUUCUUCUAUGAUGAUGUUAUUGUGUUCAAAGGUCAGUUUUAUGUCACUGAUAAUUGGGGUACAAUUUCAUGGAUUGAUACCUCUUCCUUGAAGUUAGUACAAUUUUCCCCUCCUUUGUGUGGGUUUGGGAACAAGAAGCAUUUGGUGGAGUCAUGUGGGAGUCUCUAUGUUGUAGAUAGGUACUAUGAAGGUGACCCGAGAAGAAGAAACUACCUUGGACGCCCUGAUCGUGAUGCUGUUGUCGAAUACUUCAAGGUUUAUAAAUUGGAUGAAGAGUGGGGUACUUGGGUUGAUGUGAAGAACUUGAGGGAUAGAGCAUUUAUUUUGGGUAAUAGUUGUAACUUUUCUGUUUCAGCUAGAGAGUUAACUGGGUAUAAAGGAAACUGCAUCUACUUCACGGAGGCCUAUGAUAAUCGUGUGUUCAACUUAGAAGACCAUAGCAUCCUUACCAUUGACUUUGAUCCCUGCUUUGACAAGUCUAUUUGGUCUCACUCGUCUUGGAUGAGAAUGGGAGGACAGAACCGGUUUCGAUUUAAUUGAGUCUUAAGUGUGUGAUUUGUUUAUGUGACAGUGAAAAGCGCCUAAUGAAGAACACCUCUCCCUGAAUAAGUGCAGAGUGCGGACACACUACUAAUUGGCGUGCUAAUUGAGAGUUGAGUUAAGCUUGAAUUGUGCAAAAUCACUUUGGUUGUGAGUAAUUAUACAGUGCAAAUUGGUGAAGAUGAAAAGCUUGAUUCACUUGUCCUCCAUGAUAUGCUCAUAUUUCACUUUGUAUAUGACAAGAAUCAAGAACAUAAGAGUGAUAUUUGUCGCACUUCCAGUAGUAUACUGUAUAAUGAAAUUGGGAAUCUAUGUAUAUCAGCGUGGUAUCAUUCUACAUGUUCUCUUGCUACAAUCAAGCAUCUUUCUUCUGUCUUGAUUCUUAUUAACUGAGAAUUGAAUUUUCAAUUUAU
Molecule: messenger RNA, 1711 nt
Organism: Abrus precatorius (Indian licorice)
Lineage: Eukaryota; Viridiplantae; Streptophyta; Magnoliopsida; Fabales; Fabaceae
Product: F-box protein SKIP23-like
Exons: 2
Coding region: 153-1298 (381 amino acids)
Source: RefSeq, a predicted model, not a curated record